Molecule: messenger RNA, 3034 nt
Organism: Paralichthys olivaceus (Japanese flounder)
Lineage: Eukaryota; Metazoa; Chordata; Actinopteri; Pleuronectiformes; Paralichthyidae
Product: neurofilament light polypeptide
Biological process (GO): neurofilament bundle assembly
Cellular component (GO): cytoplasm; axon; intermediate filament
Molecular function (GO): structural constituent of cytoskeleton
Source: RefSeq, a predicted model, not a curated record
AUCCAAACGAGAUGUCCCGGAUUCGAUCCUACCGGUGUCGCGAUCAAGGGGACGCGCACGACUUUGAUGAGCCCGUUGUCUGGACCGCGUAACGAGAAGGAGUUGAUGCACGGUUUGAACGAUCGCCUCGCGGGCUUCAUCGGGACGGUGCACCAGCUGGAGCAGCAGAAUCAUCUGUUGGAGAGAGAAAUCCAGGAGCUCCGAGGGAAAGCGAAGCCCGCAUCCCGCCUGGAGGAGGAGUACGGACCGGAGCUGAGGAGGCUGAGACGCGUGGUUCAGGACAUCACUCACCAGAAGCACCAGAUCGAAAUCGAGCAUCAGGAUUUAGAAGAGGAGGUGUCCAGCGUGAGGAGACAACACGAACAGGAGGCGCGCAGCAGAUCAGAUGCGCAGAGCAACAUCGUGGCCCUGAAGAAGGACAUAGAUGACGCGUAUCGGGCUAAACUGCUGCUGGACCAGAAAGCGCAGUCUCUCGUGGAUGAGAUCCACCUACUUAAGCGAAACCAUGAGGCCGAGGCGUCGGAGAUGUUUGGCCAGAUCCGGGAUCUGCAGGUGACUGUGGAGGCGCACGGAUUUUGCGCACCUGGCGUCACUGCGGCACUCCGGGAUGUGAGGGCUCAGCUGGAAGGUCACGCUGUGUCCGACGUCUGGCAGGUAGGAGAAACUUUCAGAUCCCAGUUUGCAAGAUUAACAGGGGACGCCGAGUCAAAGAGAGAGGCUUUAAAGGCGACACAGCAGGAGGUGCAGGAGUACAGGAGGCGGCUGCAGGCCAGAAACACCGAUCUGGACUGCGCCAAAGGCACCAGGGACGCGCUGGAGAAACAGCUGCGUGAGGUCGAGGAUCGACACAAGGAGGAAAUUAUCCACUAUCAGAAGACAAUCAAAGAACUUGAAAACGAGCUGAUAAACUGUAAAUUCGACAUGUCUGGUUACCUGAGGGAGUAUCAGGAUCUGUUAAAUGUGAAGAUGGCGUUGGAUGUGGAGAUACUGUCUUACAGGAAACUUCUCUGUAGCGAGGAAGCUCGACUAUCCACUAUGUCAGACACCGACAUCUCCUUGCCCUACAUCUACCACCAGUCCCCCGUUUACACCCUCCCCUGCCUCAGCCGGCCAGGCGGCCCACACAGACGAGUGGAGCCCCAGUACAAGUUUGUGGAGGAGAUCAUAACAGAGACCACCAGGGAAAUUGAGAUGUCAGAAUUUGAGGACACGGGAUCAGAGGAGACAGAAGCGGGGAGAGAUGAGUGGGAGCAUGCCAAAAGGGAUAGAGGGGGCAGUGAGGAGGAGGUGGACGAUAAUAAAGACAGUCGAGAGGAAGAAAGUGAGCAGUUGUCUGACAGUCAGCAGAAUCCAUCAGAAGGAAACUCAGUGAAUGGGGGGGAUGAUAGGGAUCGAGGGAGUCCUGGAGAGGUGGAGGAUGGUGAGAAGGGUAGAAACAGAAAAGAGGAGUCAGAGGAAACUGAAGCAGCUGACAGAGAAGGUGUGAGUGGCAAAGACAAAAAGACUCAAAGCAAAGUUGUAUUAAGUCAGAGUCUUGUUGAAGAAGAAAAUGAGCAACUGAAAAAAGAAGCUGAAAACCCUAAAGAAGAGAAAGAUCCGGUGACAAAGGCAACAGUUCAGAAAGACUUAAAAUCGGAGGUCACUGCGGAGGAGGAACUCAUGAAUAAUGAAAAACAAGAUGCACUUAAAGAUAAUUUUAUCUCAAAUGAAGUGAGAAAGUCAGUUGAUGAGGUCUUGACCAAAGAAACAGGCAAAACUGAGCCGAGCAGUGCUGUUCAAGUGCAGGAUGAGAAAAGCAGUGAUUUUACAACACAGAUAAAGAGCAUCGUCUCCAUAGAGACAGAGGAGCUUUCAGAAAAGGCUCGAGCAACUUCAAGCACAACACUCAAGGAAAAGGAAAACAGCUAUACUGAGCGGAAGGAAAUCAAUCAAUCUGAAAAAGAUCAAGUAGUAAAAAGCACCAAAGAUGCUGGACGUGAUAAAGACUCAUCUGAAAAGUCUAGUUUAACUGAAGUUAACGAUCAGAGAAACAUUGAAAAUAAAAUUGAAACAGACCAAGCUGUUUUGUCAAAUGAAAAGACAACUAGUGAAGAAAUCAAUGAGAUGCAUGGGACAGAAAGAAGUCAGGAUCUGAAGUCAGAACUGACUGACACAAUGGAGAAUCAUUUGCAGAAAUAAGAGGUUACAUUUAAUUUAACAAAAGGAUGAAAUUAAAAUGUAAACAUCAGGGAAUUUCAAGCUGAAAAUAGGGAAUGGCUAAAAACAAAAGCAAAUGCAACUGCAAGGCCUGAACAGAGCAAAGAGAAGAAAACUGCUGCUGCUGUAAUUCUUCUUCAAAAUGACAGAGAAAGCACAAUCCGUCUGUCUGCAGCAGAUUGGACUUUUGACUCCUACGUCAUAAUCUUUUGAACCACCACACGAACAUAGCUAUGAAUGUAAACAAUGCAAAGUGAAUUUAUCUACUUUGGUGCGUUACUUCACAAAUGCAAGAUCAAAAAGUACUGUAAUUGUGAGCUACACUUUGAAUAUAAUAACAUGAACUAUAUGUUACUGCAAAGGAUAAUGCAAGAGGUUCAAUAUUUGCCCUGGUCUCUUGCAAUAAGUUGGUCCAGUUGAUAUAAACUACAGAUGACUGUAUGCCACUGCAGCAGGAGUCAGGAUGCACAUGUUUUUGCUGUGAAGGUGCAUCAUUCAUUGACUGACUUCAUGACCUGAUUUUCCUCCCCAGUGAGUCCAACUCUUCUUUUUCAUGCCUCAGCAAUAAACAGAUUUGGUCAUAUAUGUUAUUACCUUUAACUCUGUAUGUGAACAACACAAUAGGGCAUGCAUGAACAUAUUAGUGACUGUAGAGGACAGCACAGUAUUGAUGUGUAUUAAAUAAAGGCAUUUGAUCUCAACUAAUAGUGUUUUCAUUGAAAUGUUUAAAGUAAACAUUGUGUCCUUUCAGUUACUUCUCAUCUUUGUAUAGUUUAAUACCUUUAUUAAUGUUUUGUAAAAUAGUGUCUAUUUGGUUUAAUUUGCCUUUUAUUAAUUU